Messenger RNA from Penicillium egyptiacum, 912 nucleotides. NCBI's taxonomy places the organism in Eukaryota, Fungi, Ascomycota, Eurotiomycetes, Eurotiales, Aspergillaceae. The record is from the annotation of a GenBank genome assembly.
AUGUCAUUGCUUUCAUUUCUUCGUUCACAACUGUUUGUGACACUGCCUGUUCCAACACAUGAUCUCACAGAUCAGGUGAUUGUUGUGACUGGUGCCAACACUGGCCUCGGUUUCGAAGCGGCUCGCUAUUUUCUCAACCUCAAUGCUGCUAAGGUAGUCCUGGCCGUCCGGUCGACCAGCAAAGGGGAGGCGGCAAAAGAUGAUCUAGAGUCAUCGUCAAGCCGCCCUCCCGGGGUCCUGGAGGUCUAUACUUUGGAUAUGGAGAGCUCUGCAUCAGUGGAGGCCUUCGUCACAAAGGUGAACAGCCUGCCACGCGUCGAUGUCUUGCUUCUGAAUGCUGGUAAAGUCACUCAGGAUUUCUACCUUGUGGGUGGAAACGAAAGUACCAUCACUGUGAAUGUGGUCCACACCUUUCUGCUGGCGUUGCUGAUGCUUCCUAAACUCCGGUAUGUCUCCAAGGAGAUCGGAAUUGUGCCUCGGAUCGUCAUCGUCGCGUCCGAUCGACAUGCCAUGACCAACCUUCCAGAGUGGACGACCGAGAAUACAUUUGCCACUCUUAAUGAUAAGAAUAAUGCAAGAAUGCACGAGAGAUACUACGUUUCUAAAUUACUGGAGAUACUCUUGAUGCGCGCUCUGGCCAAGGAACUAGCUGCGCAGGAGAUUCGUGUUUCUGUAUCAGCGCUCACUCCGGGGUUCUGUCAAUCAAACUUGCUCCGCGAUAUACGGGGCCUUUGGGCAGUCCAGUUAGCCGUGAUGAAUCACUUUUUAUCGCGUUCAACGGAAGAAGGUGCAAGAACGUUGGUUCAUGCCGCCAGUCUGGGAUGGGAGGCCAAUGGGCAGUAUCUGAAUGAUUGUGAAAUCGAUAAGUGUGUUUCAAUCUUCAGUUCUUCAGAGACGCUAGAUUCAGUUUAG